This is a messenger RNA of Glycine soja, 489 nucleotides long. RefSeq lists its product as uncharacterized. Lineage: Eukaryota; Viridiplantae; Streptophyta; Magnoliopsida; Fabales; Fabaceae. The coding region runs from base 1 to 489 and encodes 162 amino acids. The transcript has 2 exons. The record is from RefSeq and is a predicted model, not a curated record.
AUGGUUAGAACCAGAGGAUUGCGUUGGGCUUUAGGUCGAGUUUUAGGAAGAGCCUUAGGUAGACAAAUUGUUGAUGAUGAGAAAAAAGCCCCUCAGCGUCAGAGGCCGACAACAUCAACAUGUAGACAACAGGCAACUGUGGCUGUUGUGGAGUAUGUUGAGCAUGUGGAUCAUGUUGCUGGCGACGUUCAUGAGGAGCUUCAGGAACCAGUUACGGAUCAUGUAGGUGCUAAUACAGAGGAUUUUCCAGGCGGGUCCCAUGAUACAUCAGUGUUGGCGUUAUAUGCUAAUCAUGUGGCAGCCAGAGUUUGGGCAAGAGAGAAACGCACUGAGUUGAAGUUGGCCUCUCAUAAGAGGAAGGUAGAGAAAUUCGGAACGCCUACACCUAAGAUUAAAGGCAUAGUGGCUGCUAUAGGAUUAAGUUCUCUGAUUACAUGUUCAUUGGAGAAAGGUGAUAGGGGAAUUUUAUCUGCUUUUGCAGAGAGGUGA